AUGGAAUCAAAACCUUGUGAAGCACAUGAAGACCUUUUACCAGGCAGUGGCGUCGCACCCAGCGGAGACUCACUGCCUUUUGCCAUCAGUGCCGCCUUCCCUGAUGGCUCCAUGGAGAAGGCCCCUCUUCCUGCCCUCCCGAGCUUCAUUCCCACCCCGGCUGUCACCACCUCUGCAUCCAGAGACCUGGCUCCAGCAGUGGCCCCACUCAGGCUCACUUCUAGCAAUGAAUUGCAUGAGAAACAGAAGUUUUAUCUGCGGCAGUCAGUCAUCGAUCUGCAGACCAAACUCCAGGAGAUGCAGAUGGAGAGGGACGCCAUGGCUGACAUCAGACGAAGGGAGAGUCAGUCCCAGGAGGAUCUGAGAAAUCAGCUUCAAAAUACAGUUCAUGAACUGGAAGUUUCCAAAUCCCUUAAGGAGGACAUGCUGAAAGACAGCAACUCACAGAUAGAGCAGCUACGGAAAGUGAUGCUGAGUCACGAGGGCGUGCUCCAGGAGAUUCGCUCCGUCCUGGCCGACUUCGAAGAAGGCUCAGGCAAGAAAAUCUAUGAACACGACAGCAUAUCUACUAUGCACUUCCGCAACUUGGCCUCAGCUAUUAGUAAAAUCCUAAGAGACUUAGACACAGAGAUUUCUUAUCUUAAAGGGAGGAUAUUUCCAGUAGAGGAUCAGCUUGAAGUACUGAAAUCUGAAUCACAAAGCAAAAUAGAACUACUUCUUCAACAGCAUCAAGACAGGAUUGAACAGCUGAUAAGUGAACAUGAAAUUGAAAUAACAGGACUUACCGAGAAAGCCAGCAGUGCCCGCAGCCAAGCCAACAGUAUCCAGAGUCAGCUGGAAAUCAUUCAAGAGCAAGCAAGAAACCAGAAUUCCAUGUAUAUGCGUCAGCUCAGUGAUCUGGAGUCUACCGUCUCUCAGCUGCGUUCUGAGUUAAGGGAAGCCAAGAGGAUGUAUGAAGACAAGAUAGAAGAGCUGGAGAAGCAGUUGGUCCUUGCCCACUCAGAGCUGACUGAGGCACGGACAGAGCGGGACCAGUUCAGCCAGGAGUCUGGGAACUUGGAUGACCAACUUCAAAAGCUGCUGGCUGACCUGCACAAACGAGAGAAAGAGCUGAGCCUGGAGAAGGAGCAGAACAAGCGUCUGUGGGACCGAGACACGGGCAACAGCAUCACCAUCGACCACCUGCGGCGGGAGCUGGACGACCGCAACAUGGAGUUGCAGCGCCUGGAAGCCCUGCUCAAGGCCAUGAAGAGCGAGUGCCAGGGCCAGAUGGAGCGGCAGAUGGCAGCAAUUCAGGGAAAGAAUGAAAGUCUGGAAAAAGUGUCCUCCUUGACUGCUCAGCUAGAAUCCACCAAAGAGAUGCUCCGCAAAGUGGUGGAAGAGCUGACAGCCAAGAAGAUGACCCUGGAGAGCUCGGAGCGGACGGUGUCAGACCUGACGGCCUCCCUGCAGGAGAAGGAGAGGGCCAUCGAGGCCACCAAUGCCGAGAUCACCAAGCUGCGCUCCCGAGUGGACCUGAAGCUGCAGGAGCUGCAGCACCUGAAGAACGAGGGGGACCACCUCCGGAACGUGCAGACUGAGUGCGAGGCCCUCAAGCUGCAGAUGACGGAGAAGGACAAGGUGAUCGAGAUCCUGCGGCAGCAGAUUGAGAACAUGACGCAGCUGGUGGGCCAGCACGGGCGCACUGCCGGCGCCAUGCAGGUGGAGAAAGCCCAGCUGGAGAAGGAGAUCAACGACAGGAGGCUGGAGCUGCAGGAGUUUAAGAUUUUGAAAGAUAAAAAAGAUGCAAAGAUCCGGGAGCUUGAAGCCAGAGUAAGUGACCUGGAGCUGGAAAAGGUGAAGCUGGUGAACGCAGGCUCCGAGCGGCUCCGUGCCGUGAAGGACAUCAAACACGAGAGAGAUCAAUUAUUAAAUGAGGUGAAGACUAGCAGGAAUGAACUGAACAGUAUUUCAGAGGACUAUGAAGUCUUAAAAAGGAAUUUUCGAAACAAAAGUGAAGAAAUGGAAACUACUACAAAUAAGCUGAAGAUGCAACUGAAAUCUGCACAGUCUGAGUUGGAACAGACCAGAAACACACUGAAGUCCAUGGAGGGGUCUGACGGUCACGCUAUGAAAGUGGCAAUGGGGAUGCAGAAGCAAAUCACAGCCAAAAGAGGUCAGAUAGACGCCCUUCAGAGCAAGAUACAGUUUUUGGAAGAGGCGAUGACAAAUGCAAAUAAGGAGAAACACUUUCUGAAAGAGGAAAAGAAUAAACUCGGCCAGGAAUUGAGUAUUGUUGUAACAGAAAAGAACAAGAUGGCUGGGGAACUGGAGGUCCUGAGAUCUCAGGAACGCCGUUUAAAAGAAAAGGUUGCUAAUAUGGAAGUUGCUUUGGAUAAGGCGUCUUUGCAGUUUGCAGAAUGUCAAGAUAUAAUACAGCGUCAGGAGCAAGAAUCUGUGCGUCUGAAACUUCAGCAUACCUUGGAUGUAAAAGAGCUUCAGGGCCCUGGAUACACCUCAAAUUCGAUGAAGCCACGCCUGCUCCAGCCGGCAUCUGUGACCCGUUCCCACUCCAAUGUGCCAUCUUCCCAGUCCACAGCCAGCUUCCUGUCUCAUCACUCUGGGAAAGUGAACCCACUGAAGGAAGAUCCCACGAGGGACUUGAAACAGCUGCUCCAAGAGCUGAGAAGCGUAAUCAACGAGGAGCCGGCCAUGCCGCGGGGCAAGGCGGAGGAGGACACCAGCAGCCCGUCCCUGGGAGGCGUAGAUGAUGGAAUAAGAGAGUGCAUUACUGAAUCAAGCCUUAGAUCAGACAUAUGCCGGAGAAGCAACAACUCAUUAAGGGAUUCCACAGAAUGCAGCAAAUCAAGUGAAACUCUUAGUAGAGACCCAGUCACGCUACACACGGCAGACAUGGAAGAUCCAUCCAGCUGCUUCACGUUCCCACCCACAGGAAGUCCAUCCGUGAAGAACUCUCCCUGCCGUUCGUUCAGCUCCUCUCCUAAGAAAUCCCCAGUGCACUCGCUGCUCACCAGCUCAGUGGAGGAGUCAGUGGGCUCCGUGUCACAGUACAGGUGCGGCAAACCUGCUCAUUCCUCCGAAUCUGUCAAAGAUUCACAGUCUCAGCCAAUAGAAACAACAGGAAAAACAUGCAGGAAGCUUCAGAACAGACUGGAAAGCUUGCAAACUCUGGUAGAAGAUUUACAGAUGAAAAACCAAGCAAUGUCUUCAAUGAUCAGAAAUCAAGAAAAGAGGAUACAGAAAGUGAAAGACCAGGAAAAAAUGUUACUAAAAUGAUUCAUUGCUUGCCUAUUCUUUACAGAGAGAUGAUACCCAAUUAAUUGUGGUGUUACUUAUAAUUAGUGCCCUGUGUACUUUUUUCUUUUUAUGUGAAAAUUUAAUAAAAGAUACCCUAUCCUGUAAACUCUAUUUUGAAAUAAAUUAUUCUUGA
This is a messenger RNA of Otolemur garnettii (small-eared galago), 3430 nucleotides long. RefSeq names its product coiled-coil domain containing 158 (gene CCDC158). The transcript is spliced from 23 exons. Lineage: Eukaryota; Metazoa; Chordata; Mammalia; Primates; Galagidae. The record is from RefSeq and is a predicted model, not a curated record. Bases 1 to 3276 code for a protein of 1091 amino acids.